AUGGUAGACUCUAAGCCAUCACGCACCAGUUUAGUAGCGAAUCCAACGUACAAUGUCAUUAUUUUGUCCGGAUGUCUCACAGCGUCAAUCUUAACGGCGCUUGCAGCAUACAACAAAUACCUAAGACAGUACAAGACUGCCCUAGAAAUACCGAAGCAAGUAUUCCACAAAAGAUGGCUAUACGGUAAAGUUACUGCGGUUGGUGAUGGUGAUAAUUUCCGAUUCUUUCAUACCCCCGGGGGAGUACUGGGAGGAUGGGGUUUGAUUAGGGCAGUACCGGCUUUAUUAGAAAAUGAUACAACCAUUCCUAAGACUGUCAGGAAAUCCACAUCCAAAAUGUGGUCCUUACCGUUUUCCUUCUCUAAUAGAAGGAAGAUGACGGAGAAGAAAAUUUCGAAACAUUAUAUGGAUUUAAAAGUGCCUUAUAAAGGCAAAAGAAGUUUACCUACUCUCUCUGUUAGGUUAUGUGGAAUAGAUGCACCAGAGAGAGCACAUUUUGGUAAUGCAGCACAACCUUUUGGGGAUGAGGCAUUGAAUUUCCUAAGAUAUUUGAUAUUGGGCAAAAGAGUAUGGAUUAAACCACUUGCUGUGGAUCAGUAUAAUCGAUGUGUUGCAAGGGUAGUGUAUUGGAGCUGGUUACGAGGUUGGAAAGAUGUCAGUUUAGAAAUGCUAAGAGAGGGGAUGGCUGUUGUAUACGAGGGGAAAUCUACUGCUGAAUUUGAUGGCAGAGAAAAAAGAUAUAGGCUUUAUGAGUUCAUCUCCAAGUCGAAAAGAAAAGGACUUUGGAUUCAAAAAAAAUUUGUUACGCCUGGUCAAUAUAAGAACCAACUGAAGUCCUAG
This is a messenger RNA of Naumovozyma castellii, 840 nucleotides long. RefSeq names its product Lcl3p (gene LCL3). The record is from RefSeq and is a predicted model, not a curated record. Lineage: Eukaryota; Fungi; Ascomycota; Saccharomycetes; Saccharomycetales; Saccharomycetaceae. The coding region runs from base 1 to 840 and encodes 279 amino acids. The transcript has a single exon.